Myxozyma melibiosi is the source of this 1567-nucleotide messenger RNA. RefSeq names its product catalase isozyme P. The record is from RefSeq and is a predicted model, not a curated record. Gene Ontology annotation, cellular component: mitochondrion; peroxisome; cytoplasm. Gene Ontology annotation, molecular function: catalase activity; heme binding. The transcript has a single exon. Gene Ontology annotation, biological process: hydrogen peroxide catabolic process; response to hydrogen peroxide. Bases 6 to 1508 code for a protein of 500 amino acids. Lineage: Eukaryota; Fungi; Ascomycota; Lipomycetes; Lipomycetales; Lipomycetaceae.
CUAUCAUGGCCCCCUCCAUCGUCACCUCCCCCUCCGUCUCCACAAACGACCCAGCCGCCCCGACCUACACCGCCUCCAAUGGCUGCCCCGUCCUCAACCCCCGCGCAUCCGCCCGCAUCGGCGGCGAGUACGGCCCCCUCCUCCUCCAGGACUUCCACCUCAUCGACUUGCUCGCCCACUUCGACCGCGAGCGCGUCCCCGAGCGCGUAGUCCACGCAAAGGGCGCCGGCGCGUACGGCGUCUUCGAGGUCACCGACGACAUCUCCGACCUCACCUCUGCAAAGUUCCUCGCCUCCGUCGGCAAGAAGACAAAGACCUUCACCCGCUUCUCCACCGUCGGCGGCGAGAAAGCCUCUCCCGACUCCGCCCGCGACCCCCGUGGCUUCUCCACAAAGCUCUACACCGAGGACGGCGUCUGCGACUGGGUCUUCAACAACACCCCCGUCUUCUUCCUGCGCGACCCCACCAAGUUCCCCUUGUUCAUCCACACCCAGAAGCGCAACCCGCAGACAAACCUCAAGGACGCAGACGCCUUCUGGGACUACCUCACCACCAACCAGGAGUCCAUCCACCAGGUCAUGACCCUCUUCUCCGACCGCGGCACCCCCUACGGCCACCGCUUCAUGCACGGCUGGUCCGGCCACACCUUCAAGCUCGUCAAGGACGACGGCUCGUUCGUCUACUGCCAGAUCACCAUGAAGUGCGACCAGGGCAUCAAGAACUUCACCAACGACGAGGCCACCAAGAUCGCGGGCGAGAACCCCGAUUUCGCAACCGAGGACCUCUUCAACGCCAUCGAGGCCGGCGAAUACCCUUCCUGGACGUGCUACCUGCAGACCAUGACCCUCGAGCAGGCAAAGGAGUUCCGCUACUCGGUCUUUGACCUCACCAAGGUCUGGCCCAAGAGCGACUUCCCCCUCCGCCGCUUCGGCAAGCUCACGCUCAACAAGAACCCCGAGAACUACUUCGCCGAGGUCGAGCAGGCCGCCUUCUCGCCCUCUCACCUCGUCCCCGGCUUCGAGGCCUCCGCCGACCCGGUCCUGCAGUCCCGUCUGUUUUCAUACAACGACACCCACCGCCACCGCCUCGGCGUCAACUACCUCCAGAUCCCCGUCAACCGGCCCGAGAACGUCUACAACCCGAUGGAGCGCGACGGCGGCAUGCGCGUCGACGGAAACUACGGCGCCGUCGCAAACUACCAGUCCACCUUCGCGCCCCUGCGCUACUCCAAGGGCGUCAGCGCCGCAAAGCACGAGUACUGGGCCUCCACCGCGCUCGAGAUCUCGCCCGAGGUCACCGACCUCGACUACGAGCAGCCCCGCGCAAUGUGGGAGGUCCUCGGCCGCACAAAGGGACAGCAGGAGAACUUGGUCUAUAACGUCGUCGCGCACGCGUCCGCGGCCAAGCCUGAGAUCCAGAAGCGAGUUGCCGAGAUGUUUGGUCGCGUCGACAAGGGUCUCGGCGAGCAGAUCGCCCAGGGCCUUGCGAAGAAAGCCAGGAGCCAGUAGUUAGUUCUUUAUUUGCUAUGCCUACUAUUCAAUAAGCUAUCUUUUAUCACAUUCUAUAU